AUGGAUGAUAGAAUUAGCACAUUGCCACAUGAAAUACUUCAUCACAUUCUCUCUUUUUUGUCAAUAGAGGAAGCUGUUGCUACAAGUGUUCUUUCAAAGAGAUGGAGACCUCUCUGGCUUUCACUCACCAGUAUCACCCUGAAACAACGUCGGUUUAUUGAUCCUGCACCAACACAACACGACAAUGUUGAGGAAGAUGAGGACUUUGUUUUCUACAUGUUGAUGAUGGAAAUGGUUAACUUUCAUGAGGUUCCUCGCUCCAUUUUUAGAUGCAGAGCCCUUGUUGUUCUCAAAUUGCAAAGGAGAACUGUGAAAAACUUUUACAAUUUUGACUUUCCCUUGCUCAAGACCUUGCAUUUGAAUAAAGUUUCCUUUUCUGAAAAUCGGCUUCUCGUGGCGCUUUUAAAUGGUUGUCCAAUUCUUGAGCAUUUGGAAGCACAUGAUAUAGAUAUCGAGCGUGGUGGUUUAUCUGAGGCUGAGUAUACAAGCUUACCUAAGUUGGUGAGCGCAAGUAUCUCUGCAUCGUGUACUCAUAAUAUUCCCCUCAUAGUUUUAGCCAAUGUGGAGUUUCUUCGAGUAGAGGAGCGCGGUAAUGAGAAAGUUCCAGCAUUUCCUAAUUUAACUCACUUGGAGCUUACCAUUCCAUCGAGAACUAUUUCUUGGCCUUUUGUAUUCGACUUCCUCAAGAAAAGCCCCAAGCUUCAAGAUCUUGUAGUUGAUAAGCUCGGACAAAAGAACAGAUUACUUGAUGAUGUUCUGUUGUUUGGAAUUUAUGCUGGUGAUGAGGUUUUCUAUUAUCCAGAUGCUGUUCCUCAUUGCCUUUCUUCACAAUUUAGAAAGUGCACCCUCACACAUUAUAGUGGACAGGAAAAUGAGAAGCGGUUUGCAGAAUACAUUAUGCAGAAUUCAUCAUCUUUACAAACCAUGACAAUCUGCGGUAUUUCUUCUUUGCGUCCAAUGGAGAAGCAUUAUAUCCUUGAUCAACUGUCCUUGUGCCCAAAGAAGUCUGCAAACUGUGUGGUUCAAUUUAAAUGA
This is a messenger RNA of Lotus japonicus, 1035 nucleotides long. RefSeq names its product probable FBD-associated F-box protein At1g32375. Gene Ontology annotation, molecular function: protein binding. Bases 1 to 1035 code for a protein of 344 amino acids. Lineage: Eukaryota; Viridiplantae; Streptophyta; Magnoliopsida; Fabales; Fabaceae. The record is from RefSeq and is a predicted model, not a curated record. The transcript has 2 exons.